This is a messenger RNA of Gossypium raimondii (Peruvian cotton), 1956 nucleotides long. RefSeq lists its product as uncharacterized. The transcript has 5 exons. Bases 1 to 1956 code for a protein of 651 amino acids. The record is from RefSeq and is a predicted model, not a curated record. Lineage: Eukaryota; Viridiplantae; Streptophyta; Magnoliopsida; Malvales; Malvaceae.
AUGGGAAAUAUAGAGGCGAGAUUGGUGCGACCUAGUAAUGGGCAAUUAAGGGCGAAUAUUGGGCGGGUAAAUGAGGAAAAUUUGAAUCCAUAUGUUUUGCCUGUGGGAUAUGGUCAGAAUCAGGGGUUAAAUUGGAGGAAUAACAUGAAUUUGAUUAUAACGCAAGAUGAGCCAUCAAAUAGGCUUUCAAGUGGUGGUUUUGAUGAUGUUAUGAGGGAGGAUAAUCCAAUGGUUAAUGGGGAAGGCUUGAAGCUGUCUCGCCUUUAUUUGGAUAAUAGUGAAGGAAAUAAUAAUGGAAAUGGUGAUAAAUACCAAAAUGAAAUAUCGGUAGGCCUCGCUCAUGGGGGGCUCUGCCUGGGAUGGAAAUCGAGUAUUUCUGUUACUUUACGGUCAUUUUUUAAUAGUCAUAUUGAUGUCCUGAUUAAUGAAGAUAUUAAUGAAAAAUGUUGGCGAUACAUUAGUUUCUAUGGAGCGCCGCAAGAAACUCGCAGGGAAGAUUUAUGGCAACUGUUGCGGCAAUUAAAUGAUUGUCCUAUUAUUCCAUGGCUUGUAUUCAGGGAUUUCAAUGAAAUAUUAUUUUCUUUUGAAAAGAAAGAUGGCUUACUUCGUAAUGAUAGACAGAUGCAAGCUUUUAGUGUUACCUUUGAGGAUUGCGAGCUUGAUGAUCUGGGGUAUGAUGGUGUAUGGUACACUUGGGAACAUGGGCGGUUUGCUAGCAAUAACAUCAGGGAAAUGUUGGACAGGGCUGUUGCUAAUGGUGUGUGGAGUACAACUUUUCAGCUUUACAAAGUAUCUCACUUUACACAUUCCUUUUCAGAUCAUAGUCCAAUUGUUGUAGAUAUGGAGGAUGAUGGCCAUAGAAAUUGGUUGUGGCAUUUUAAAUUUGAGGCAGCUUGGCUUCUUGAAAAAACAUACAAAACUGAGAUGGCACGCCUUUGGAAUGAUUCAGACGGUACUAUACCUGAAAGAUUGAGCUAUGUUUGUUGUAGUCUUGAUAAGUGGUUUAAGCGGGUUCGUAGAGAAAAAAGAAUUAACGUGACCUCUUUGCGUUCUCCUAUUGCUCCUUUGGGUUCACUAACCCCGACAGAUGCUAUGUUGGAGGGGAUGCUAAAUGCUAAAUUGCAUAUGAAUAUUGAGGGUGUCAUUGAUGAGGAUGAUAUUCUCUUGGGUGUUGAUAGGUGUAUCACAGACUCGAUGAAUGCUGAUUUAGAUAGACCAUUCACUAAAGAGGAGAUUUUCAGUACUUUGUUGUCAAUGUCGCCUCUAAAAGCUUUAGGUGAUGAUGGUCUAGGAGCGGUUUUCUAUCAGCGUUUUUGGCAUAUCUUGGGAGAUGAAGUGGCUGGUUAUUGCAUUGGUCUUUUAAACGGUGAGUUCCCUAUAAACCUUAUUAAUCAUACCACAUUUGUGUUGGGGCGUCUUAUUUCUGAUAAUAUUGUGGCCGCUUAUGAGAUUCUCUAUUUCAUGAAAAAUAAAAGAUUUGGUAAAGAAGGGUCAUUUGCUCUCAAGUUGGAUAUGAGCAAGGUAGAACGGAUUAUGCGGAUUAUCACGUCAGUCACUUACUCGAUUGUGGUUAAUGGGAAUGUGAGAGAUAAGUUUACGCCAUCUCGAGGUCUUCGGCAGGGAGAUCCUUUGAGUCCAUAUCUGUUCUUAGUUUAUAGUGAGGGUCUUUUGACUUUGCUUAGGUUUGCGAAAAGUAGUGGUGCGAUAAAGGGAGCAAGAGUGGUGAGAGGGGCCCCAAGGGUUACUCAUUUAUUGUUUGCAGACAACAGACUCAUUUUUGGGUAUGCCACGGCAAUGAGAGCAUUGAAUGUCUUGAAGGUGCUUCAAUCAUACACCAAGUGUUCUGGUCAGUUGGUCAAUUUUGAAAAAUCUAGAGUUUUCUUUAGUUCAAAUAUAGACAUGGGGAAUAGGUUAGAUGUGAAGAGAAUUCUGAGGGUUAAUCAUGCUGAUAAUUGA